GACAACGGUAAUUUAGAAACUGAACCUUGUGAAAGUAUCUUUUACAAAUCAACCAUAUGAGGACGAUGGUGAAGUUCACGUUAUUUUGUUUCACAUUCACUUGCCUAUGUCUAAGUGUAGUUCUUUCUGAAUCUACACCAGCAAAACCCUGUGAUCCUAAAGUGAUACAAUGCAUUAAAGAUAUCAAUGGUGGAAAUUACCCUGUUAAAGCAUGGAGUGGUCUACAAAUUCUGUUUAACCAUUUUUAUGAAAUCCGCUGGUACUCUGGGUACAAAGUUGACAAAUUUGAUUGUAUCUCAACUUCAUUCGGCCUCUUUGGGAACAAAGACACAUAUACCAACCAAUGCAAAAAGGUGGACGAAGUUAUUUUUAAAACCGAAUUAAAUUCUACAACAAAGGAGUUUUUGAUCAAGGAUUACAAAGGAGUAAACAUGAAUGCUUACGCAAUUUACUUCAAGAAAUAUUGUCUUGCGCUCUACGUGUGUAGCGCUAACGGAGUCCUCGGCCCCCACGUGACCAUCUACUGUCCCAAGGCCAAGCGGGACGAACCAGAGGUCCUGAAGGAAAUUGAGGAAGCCAAGACUGCUUUGACCAAAUGUAACAUCAACGAUGGUGUCGCUACCUGCCAGAAGAAAUGUCCUUGAAGCGUCCUUGAAAUGCCCUUGACGAAUUUUGAGAUCAAAACCUGAAAAAGCAUUGUAUUAAAAAUAAUCUAUAUAUUUAA
This is a messenger RNA of Macrosteles quadrilineatus (aster leafhopper), 724 nucleotides long. RefSeq lists its product as uncharacterized. NCBI's taxonomy places the organism in Eukaryota, Metazoa, Arthropoda, Insecta, Hemiptera, Cicadellidae. The transcript has 6 exons. The record is from RefSeq and is a predicted model, not a curated record. Bases 57 to 644 code for a protein of 195 amino acids.